Suillus plorans is the source of this 564-nucleotide messenger RNA. RefSeq lists its product as uncharacterized. Bases 1 to 564 code for a protein of 187 amino acids. The transcript has 3 exons. NCBI's taxonomy places the organism in Eukaryota, Fungi, Basidiomycota, Agaricomycetes, Boletales, Suillaceae. The record is from RefSeq and is a predicted model, not a curated record.
AUGUCAACUUUUCUCGAGGGUUUAGGAAUGCCCAACUUGUUUCUCGAAUUGCAAGGUCUCAAGGGUGAUAGGCCAUUGUGGAUUGCAGACAUCGUCUCCUCACAGGAGGAGGAGGAAAUGGUGUCCAUAGCACAACAUUACACGGAGUGUCAGGAUGUCAUCCUAGUCAGUAUCAUUGACAUCCGCAAGUCCGCCCCUUACAAGUCACCUGAGUACUCACCUGAUACAGCAAAGGCGCAAAUUGGUCUAAAUGCCACUACUACAGACACCAGCCAUCUCGACUUGCUGCUGGAGCGAGGCAUGAAGGCGAUCCACAACAGCAUUGUUGAUUACGUUGUGCAGCACUGCCAACCUAUGGAUAACGAACUCAGCUCCAUCCGCCAAUGGACACCCCCGGCUCGCAUCUUUGAUUGGGACCAAGUAAUGAAGUACAUUUGCAAGGCCGCACUUAGGGAUGGGUACAGUUGCUACUGUCAGUGGCACGACACAACUAAGCGAAAUGUCGAUGAAAUCACGAAUCCAGAAAGCCAGGGUGAAUCUAACAAGAGGCCUAAGAGAGCUUGA